AUGGCCCGAAAGACCAAACCGAAGUCUAAGCCAAAGGCGCCCCCUAUUCAUUCUGCCAAUUCCACGCCGGUGCAGCAGGACGAUGUCCAGGCCGCGUAUCAGAGCCUCGUGGAAGAAUGGCCGGCUGCUGUCACGAAAUACAGCGAAUUAUGGAAUCUCCAAUUCGCCCGUGAGAUAGAGACCCGUCUACCGACCGAACUGAGAGAGAUGAUAUACGACUAUAUGUGGGACAGGAAAACAUUGGAUGCUCAUAUAGAUUCCAUGCAAGACCGUCUCCGCCCUCGGAACACCAUAGACCCAUAUUUGCCCUUCAUUACCAGAGUACCAGACAAAGUACCAGAGUUGCCGCACUUCAUUCAGAGCCGCUUCAUGGGUUUGGAAAUAGCUCACGAAGUCAUGGCGAAGUGGUAUCAGCGACUAGAACAUUUUACCAGCUAUCCUGACGUCGAUGGCAAUGGCCUAGUUGAUUGGAUCACCAUACCCCUAUUGGAACGACUCGUUUGUCACGAUAUUUGGGACGUUGGACUUAUCCCCGCAGAUGUGUUGCGGUCACUGUAUGUUCGUCUACCAGACAAUGCAAUAGACGACCCUGCACAGGCCGAGACGCUUGUCAAGGUCCUGAUGAGCAUCAAGAAGAAGAAAGAUUUCUCUCUCGAGAUCGAAUUUGUUCAAGAGGAGGUCAAAUUAAACUUGUGGGUCCCGUGGAUCGAACUCCUGAGACCUGUUGUCCAAGCAUAUGACCGCGAAGGAGGGUUUUUGCAUUUCCAAUGGAUGCAUCCGAAUCUGGAAUACUGCGAGAUAGAGUUUAAGCUCGCCGACGUGCUCAGAGAUACGAGUGGAAGUGAUAAGUGGAGGCAAGAAGCGAGAGAGUAUCUGGACAGUCUGGAUGACUUGAUUUACAAAGAGGGUCGCGAGAGUCCGUUGAUCGCAUUUUCGGAACGCCAUUACCUUUGCGAGAAUGAGCCAGAUUAUGACCCCGAGGAUUAUGAUCAUCCUGCGCUCAACACUCCGCCCGGCUUCUAUCCUGAAUCAGAUUAUGGCGAUAGCGAAGAUGGUAGCGAAGAUGAUAGCGAAGAUGAUGCUAGUCAAGACUAA
This is a messenger RNA of Alternaria conjuncta, 1095 nucleotides long. RefSeq lists its product as uncharacterized. The record is from RefSeq and is a predicted model, not a curated record. NCBI's taxonomy places the organism in Eukaryota, Fungi, Ascomycota, Dothideomycetes, Pleosporales, Pleosporaceae. Bases 1 to 1095 code for a protein of 364 amino acids. The transcript has 3 exons.